UCGCCUUUCUUCAUUCUUUCUGCUUGCACUUGCGAAUUCCACACACUUUUUGCGAAUUCUACUCCGUCCGUUCACGUUCGGCAGCUGGGUCUCCCGCAUCAGUUCAACUCGCGAAAUCCAUCUUGAUUUGGUGGCGACUUGUCUUCAUAAUUGUUUCGUCAAUUAGUGAUCUGCCCCUUGAAUUUCUGAGUGGAAAUUUCUUCUUCUUGGACGGCGAUAGUUCGUAGGUGGACGAAAUCUGUGACAAGCAUAAGAACUAAUCCUAAUUAAGUUACCACAAAAAAAUCUAAAAAGUAACAAUGACUGGAAUGGGGAAUGAAGAAGAAGCUCAGUUUGCCUUGAUCCUCUCGACACUGUUAUCAACUGAAAACGAGACAAGACAGCAGGCAGAGGCAAGUUACGAUGGGAUUUCUCCUGAUAAGAAGGUGUUUUUCUUGCUCACAUUCCUGAGAAAUACUGGCGCACCUGAAGAACUUCGCCAACUUUGCGCCGUUCUGUUCCGUCGACUUUUCACUACACAUUUUGACUUUGUCUGGAAUGCGUUGACUACGGAAGCCCAGAAUCAAGUAAAAAGCGAGAUGAUGACCCUGGUUGGGAAAGAUAACGAAAAUUUGACGAUGCGGAAAAAGGUGGCGGAAGUUGCAGCAGAACUCGUUCGAAAUCUCAUAGAUGACGACGGAAGUAAUUUGUGGCCCGAGUUUUUGCAGUACUUGUUCCAAUUGGCAAACACCAAUAAUUCCAUCUUGAAGGAGAACGCGCUAAUCAUUUUUGCCCUGGUGCCCGGAAUUUUCGGAAAUCAACAGUCCGCGUACUUGGAUGUCAUAAAGCAAAUGUUGGCUCAGUCGUUUCAACAUGAACAAUAUUCUGUGCGAUUCCAUGCUGGGAAAGCGCUGGCUGCAUUUAUCACGGAUCACGAUAAGGAGGAAAGUGUUCUGAGACAUUUUACUGACUUGGUCCCCUUCUACUUGACCACGAUGGAAGAAUCUGUCCGACUUCAGGAGGAUGACACCUUGCUGAAAAUGGCUAUUGAAAUCAUUGGCCUAACACCAAAGUUCGUUCGCCCUCAUCUUGGAACAUUCUUGGAGCUGUGUUUAGGAAUUGCUAAGGAAAGCCAGAUUGCAGAUGAUUGGCGUCACUUGGCCCUCGAAUUUACAAUUACUGCUGCAGAAAAUGUCCCUGGAGCUGUCAAAAAAGCGGGUGGUCACUUUAUCCCGCAGUACAUCCAAUUGUUGCUGGAAAUGAUGACAGAGCAAGAACUCGAAGACGAAGAAGACUGGAUCGAAUCAGACGAACCGGUUGAAGAGGAUUCCGACUGUAAUCCAGCCAUGGCAGAAUCAAGUUUGGAUAGAUUUGCCUGCGCCUUGGGAGGAAAGACCGUGCUGCCUAUUGUGAUGGGCCAAGUCCAAACAAUGUUGAGUAGUCCAGAGUGGGAGAAACGAUAUGCAGGACUCAUGGCUGUCUCUGCUGUGGGAGAAGGAUGUUCCAAACAGAUGGAGCCUAUUCUGAACCAUGUUGUUGAUCCGAUUUUAAAUUUCCUAAAAGAUCCCCACCCCCGUGUUCGAUAUGCUGCUUGUAACGCUUUGGGACAAAUGGCGACCGAUUUCGCACCAGGUUACGAAAAGAAGUUCCAUUCUAAAAUUCUUCCGGGUUUAAUUGGUCUGCUGGAUGAUAACUCGUGUGCUCGGGUGCAAGCUCAUGCAGGUGCCGCCCUUGUCAAUUUUUGCGAAGAGUGUCCUAAGGAUAUUUUGAAGAAUUAUGCGGAACCCUUGCUUGGAAAACUAGAAGCUUGUUUCCAAAUGAAAAUUAAAGAGUUGCAAACCAUGUCAAAAAAAUUAGUUUUGGAACAACUGGUGACAACGGUGGCCGCAAUUGCCAAUACUCUGGAAGAUGACUUUGCUCCGUUUUACGAACGAUUCAUGCCUUGCAUGAAGUACAUAAUGGAGAAUGCGAAUUCGUCCGAACUUCGGUUGCUGAGGGGAAAAACGAUCGAGUGUGCCUCACUGAUUGGGUUGGCUGUCGGAGCUGAAAGGUUCACUGCUGACGCGUCUGCGAUUAUGGAUCUCUUACUACGAACACAGGUUGACAAUGGAGGAGUCAAUUUGGAUGAUGAUGAUCCACAAUUAUCUUACAUGAUUACCGCAUGGGCUCGGAUUUGCCAGAUUCUCGGGGCCAGUUUUGCUCCAUAUUUGCCCAUGGUCAUGGCUCCUGUGCUUCGAACUGCGUCUAUUAAGCCAGAAUUGACCGUGCUAGAACCAGAGGAUGUAAAGGGCGUUGAAGGUGCAGAGGAUUGGGAAUUAAUUUCUUUGGGCGACUCUCAAAAUAUUGGAUUGCAUACUGCGAAACUUGAAGAUAAGGCGAUGGCUUGUCAAAUGCUUGUGUGUUAUGCUCGCGUAAUGAAGGAACAUUUUCGGCCUUACGUCGACGAGGUUGUUAAACUUACUUUGCCACUGCUAAAGUUCUACUUUCACGACGGCGUUCGAUCAUCAGCUGCUGAGAUAAUUCCACACCUGAUUAAGAGUGUGUCUAGCAAUACGGAACACAUGAUUACUUUGUGGACCAUGCUGAAAACAGAUCUCCUGAUCGCAACGGAAGCUGAACCCGAGAGUGAAGUAAAAGUUGAACAACUUCAUGCAAUAAGUUUGUGUAUUGAGAUGCUGCCACCAGAAGGAUUGGAUGUGCAAACUAUUCAAAAAAUUACAAGCGUAGUAGAAAAGGUUUUUACGGAGCAUUUUGAACGAUCAGAUGAGCGAGCUGAGCAAAGAAAGGAUGAAGAUUUUGACGAAGUUGUUGAGCAACAGCUAUGGGACGAGAUGGAAGAUGACAACUACAUCUUGACCAAAGCUGCAGAUGUUGUGCAUGCCAUGCUUAAAGUGCAUAAAGCAAAUUACUUGCCCUACAUGGAACCUGGCAUAAUUCCAAUGGUUACAAAAUUGAUUGCACCGGAACGAUACUGGCAAGAACGUCAGUGGGGGAUUUGCAUUUGGGACGACGUGAUGGAGUUUACGGGGUCGGCAGCGUUAGCAUACCAGAAUUUAUUUAUCCCAAGUUUGUUGACAUUUUUGGGAGACUCUAGUUCUGAAGUUCGACAAGCUGCUGGAUAUGGUUGUGGCGUUAUGGCCCAGUUUGGGCAAGAAGCAUUUGCUCACGUUUGUGGCCAAGCCAUCCCACUGUUGGUACAGAUUGUUUCGGAUCCGGAAGCUCGCUCGGAAAAUAACAUAUGCGCCACCGAGAACGCAAUUUCUGCCGUCGCCAAAAUUAUCAAAUUCUGUCCCUCAUCUAUAAAUCCAGCUGAAGUUAUUCCCAUGUGGCUUUCGUGGCUGCCCAUUUGGGAAGAUAAAGAUGAAAUGGAGUCUGUCUACGGUUUGCUCUGUGACCUUUUGGAAUCGAACUCUCCCCUCGUUUUGGGCCAAGAUGCAUCCAACCUUCCCCGAAUUGUUCGCAUAAUAGCUGAGACUUUCUAUAGAAAAUGUUUGCCUGAUUCGUCUCCAUUUCAAGGAAGACUUGUCAACCUCGUCAAAAUGAUACAGAGUAAUCCACAAAUGUUCCAAGCUUGUGUGACUCCUCUUGAGCCAGAAUUACAGCAAAGCCUUCAAGCUGCACUUAACGCUGUGCCUAGUUAAGCGAAGACAUUAUUAUAUUGGAUUGAAGAAACCCCGCUACCUUAUUAUAUAUACUAAUGAUGAUCUAAUAACAUAAGUUUUAAAAUACUUCUUAUUAAUUAUUUCGAAGCUCUCCCUCUCCUUUCAUCUUUAAUCUAUCUAUGUCUGUAUAUCUGACGGAAAAAAUUUGAUCAUAUUAUUGUUGAACAGCGCUUUGUUUGGCAUAUCGUUUUAUUAUAUUUAAAUUGUCUUUCCAUUAAUUUGUAUUUUACCUAAAUGAAUAUUGACUAAUUUAGAUAGAUCAUAUGGAUGUAUCGAAUUUGUAAGGUUAUCAUGACGGUUCUAGCCGAACUACACAGUGUCUAGAAAAAAUACCAUAACGUAAACUUCGGAAAAAAAGAUCUUGAUUUUUUACAAUUUCGGUACAGGCAUUUGUUCUUAUUCUAAGUAGUAAUUUUUAAUUGUGCAUGGAAUACAUAUAAUGUCAUAAACUAUCAUUGAACUGUUAUCAGCGUGAACGAGCAAGUGGAGGAGAGUGUAAGGAAAAGAGGGGUACAUAAGUAAACAUAAAGUCUUUCAAGAUCCACCUCGUCCUUGUGAUAUGCCCUCGAGUGCUUUUCUAUAGUUGUUCUCAAAUGUUGUUAAAUUUAAUUUUGAGGAAUAACCCCGUUGAUAUAAAAAUUAUGCUUUCUCUUCUAAUUCACUCGAAUUGUUUUGAUGGGUUAUAUUUAUCAAUACUUGUUACAUUAAUUUGCCCUCCUCAAUAACAUACUGGAUCACAAGAAUAUUAGUGAAGAAGACUACGCCGCCGUGAGUUAAUAACGAAAACGCAAUUCGUUGAAUAUAAACUAUUGAAAUAUAAAAUGUUGGUUUCAUUUAUACAAGGUACACACUUAGAUAAAUAAAUUGACUACAUAUGCUAAGAAUCA
This is a messenger RNA of Folsomia candida, 4528 nucleotides long. RefSeq names its product importin-5 (gene Karybeta3). Lineage: Eukaryota; Metazoa; Arthropoda; Collembola; Entomobryomorpha; Isotomidae. Gene Ontology annotation, cellular component: nucleus; cytoplasm. The record is from RefSeq and is a predicted model, not a curated record. The coding region runs from base 300 to 3620 and encodes 1106 amino acids. The transcript has 16 exons. Gene Ontology annotation, biological process: protein import into nucleus. Gene Ontology annotation, molecular function: nuclear import signal receptor activity; protein binding.